Messenger RNA from Dreissena polymorpha, 1468 nucleotides. RefSeq lists its product as uncharacterized. Bases 210 to 1406 code for a protein of 398 amino acids. NCBI's taxonomy places the organism in Eukaryota, Metazoa, Mollusca, Bivalvia, Myida, Dreissenidae. Gene Ontology annotation, molecular function: UDP-glucose 4-epimerase activity. The transcript has a single exon. The record is from RefSeq and is a predicted model, not a curated record. Gene Ontology annotation, cellular component: cytosol. Gene Ontology annotation, biological process: beta-D-galactose catabolic process via UDP-galactose, Leloir pathway.
GGGUUACUAUAUUUUCUACUUUGUACAAUGACUCAUCGACAUUUUGGGGGAACCCAGCAUUUGGCGUGUACACACGUUCGUGGUCCAAAUUGUGUAAACCUAUGAUAUGGAGUUUCUAGAAAUGUCGAAAUGGGCUGUUAGAUAACAGCAAGAAACAUAAUUAAGUUACAAUCGUUCGUAAGCUUAGGAUUUCCGCGUAAUUUAGAAAAAUGACGUUUUCUAUAUGGAUAAUGUUAUUCCAUUGGAUUUUCCGUGCAGAAUCUGUGCCAAAUGUUCAAUAUGACAUACUUUCAAGAAAAACUGUUCUCAUAUUUGGAGGUAAUGGACUUUUGGGUUCCGCUACCACGGAGCGGUUACUCCGCAGUAAUUUUAACAUCGUGUUGAUUAAUCGGGGGAACUGGUACUGGGAUACCGCGGACACGAUAAAGCCUUUUGUGCGACACUUGAAAUGUGAUCGCAUGCAGUCUUUGCAACGAUGUUCGGGUCUGCAACACUAUAUAUGGAGUCUAGACGCACCGCCUAUGUUUGACGCAGUGAUUGACUUCAGCGCCUAUCAUCCUUUUGAGAUAACGGAAUCUCUAACAUUGCUGCAAGGGAAAAUAAAGCGGUACAUAUACAUAAGCAGCGAUUCAGUCUACGAAGUUUGCAACAAAACACAUACCGGGCUGACCCGUGAAGAAGAUGCCGUAAGACCGAAAGAAGACAAAGAAAGGGAACAGUACAUUCUGAAAGAUGAUUACGGAAAUAGGAAGCUACAGUGUGAGGAGACGUUACGUUCACAGGUUGAUGACGUCACUGGCGUGCCGUUCGUCGCGUUAAGGCUUCCGGAUGUUGUUGGUGCUAGGGAUAAUACACACAGGUGGUGGAUAUACCAGCUAUGGGUGAAACUGUCCGAGUAUAUCGAUAAACCGUUGUCGGUUCCGCAACAUUUGUGGAAUCGGCCAAUGAGCUUAGUUUAUGCUAAUGACGUAGCGGAAGUAAUAGCUAACGUCAUUACAAUGGGACCUCAAGUAAAUGACGAAGCGUUUAAUUUAGCUUUCAAUGAAAUGCCAACGCUUGUAAAUUUCUUGCAUAGUAUUAUGGAUGCCCUUAAUUUGGACGAUAUUGAUAUUCAUGUUGACGAAAGCGUUGAAGCGUUUCAUCUGUUUCCGUCCGUUCGCUUGGGGCCUAUUGACACUUCUAAAUCGAAGAAGCUUUUGAACUGGAACCCGACCUCAUGGCAUGACGUACUGUACGAAACAGUGGCCUUCUACGAAGACGCCGUACGCAACGUCACGUUUCAUAGCGCACGCAAUGACGUAAUCAGAAUUAUACAGCAGCAUUUAACCAGAGAUCCUGCCAAGGUUGUUCGUGGACUUUGGAAUGAAUACAAGGUUAUGCUCGGAGGGAAACACGAUGAAUUGUAACUAAACUGGUGCAAUUGUCUAGUUAUAAAUGUAAUUGGGCAUUAUUAAAAACAAACACGGUA